Molecule: messenger RNA, 2259 nt
Organism: Phytophthora nicotianae INRA-310
Lineage: Eukaryota; Oomycota; Peronosporomycetes; Peronosporales; Peronosporaceae
Product: ATP-dependent chaperone ClpB
Exons: 2
Coding region: 1-2259 (752 amino acids)
Biological process (GO): cellular response to heat
Cellular component (GO): cytoplasm
Molecular function (GO): ATP hydrolysis activity; ATP binding
Source: RefSeq, a predicted model, not a curated record
AUGCUAGCGCUAUCCCGCGCCGUAGUGGGUCGCCACGUGCCGCUGCGCACGCCAUCUCCCGCUCUGUAUCUCGCACGCCGCGGCUUGGCCUCUAUGGGGGAGAGUCUCAGGAAAUACGGUCGCGAUCUGACAGAAAUCGCCAAGGCCGGCAACUUGGACCCUGUGAUUGGCCGCGAGGACUCAAUCCGCCGCGCCACGCAGAUCUUAUCGCGUCGCACCAAGAACAACCCGAUUCUGAUCGGAGAGCCGGGCGUAGGCAAGACGGCAGUGGCCGAGGGCCUCGCACAGCGCAUCGCACUGGGCGAAGUGCCCGACAGCCUCAAGGACAAGAAAGUCGUGGCUCUAGACUUGGCCGCGCUCGUGGCUGGUGCCAAAUUCCGAGGCGAGUUCGAAGAGCGACUCAAAGCCGUGUUGAAAGACGUGGACGAGAGUGAUGGUAACGUGAUUUUAUUCAUCGACGAGCUGCACACUCUGGUAGGAGCUGGAGGCAACGAAGGAUCCACCGACGCCGCCAAUAUGCUGAAGCCAGCGCUAGCCAGAGGCGCGCUGCACUGUAUGGGCGCCACCACGUUGGACGAGUACAGGAAAUACAUUGAAAAAGACGCCGCGCUGGCCAGAAGGUUCCAGCCAGUGUUAAUCUCCGAGCCCAGUGUGGAAGACACGAUCACGAUUCUGCGUGGACUGAAGGAGAAGUACGAAGUGCAUCACGGCGUGAGAAUCGCCGACAGCGCGCUCGUGGCGGCUGCUACGUUGGCGAACAGAUACCUGACGGAGAGGAAGAUGCCGGAUAAGGCCAUUGACUUGAUGGACGAGGCGGCGUCGAGACUGCGACUGCAACAGGAGAGCAAACCGGAGCCCAUUGAGAAGCUGGACCGUGAGAUUAUCCUGCGUCGUAUCGAGAUUGAAGCUCUGCGGAAAGAGACCGACGCGGCGUCGAAGAAGCGCAUGGCUGCGUUGGAAGAAGAAGUGAAGAAGGCGACGCAGGAAUUGAACGAGUUGAUGGACGAGUGGAACGCGGAGAAACACAAACUGGAGGAGAUGCAGGACGCCAAGCGCAAGCUGGAAGAAGCUCGACGGGACUUGGUAGCAGCGCAGAAUGCUGGUAAUUACUCCAAGGCAGGAGAGUUGAUGCACUCUGUGAUCCCCAAGCUGGAAGCCGAGGUGGCUCAUGACGAGCAAGAGGAAGAGGAGAGCAAGAAGUCGGGAAAGAGCAGAACUUCACUCGGAGAUGCUGUCACAGCGGACCACGUAGCGGAAGUUGUGGCUCAGACGACGGGAAUUCCAGCGUCGACACUGAUGGAAGGAGAAAAGCAGCGCUUACUGAAGAUGGAAGAUCAUCUCAACCAGCAUGUGAUUGGUCAGGAAGAAGCUGUCAAGGCUGUGAGCAACUGUGUGCGUCUCGCUCGAGCUGGACUGCACGCACACAACCGUCCAUUGGGAGUGUUUAUGUUCCUGGGUCCUACAGGCGUUGGCAAGACGGAAUUGACCAAGUCUUUGUCGGAAUUUCUCUUCCAGACGCCACAGGCUUUGACUCGCAUCGACAUGUCCGAGUACAUGGAGAAAUUCAACGUCAGUCGUCUCGUGGGCGCUGCGCCAGGCUACAUCGGCUUCGAGGAAGGCGGUCAAUUGACGGAAGCUGUGCGGCGCAGACCGUACCAAGUGGUUUUGUUCGAUGAGUUCGAGAAGGCUCACCACGACGUGAGCAACAUUCUGCUCCAAGUACUGGACGAAGGUCGGCUGACGGACUCACAAGGUCGUCUCGUGGACUUCCGCAACACGGUGAUCAUCCUCACGAGCAAUCUGGGCUCGGAGAUCCUCGCUGGACUACCUGAAGGCGCCCCUAGCUCCAUGGCUGAGGCUGAUGUUCUGAACGUUGUACGCUCCCACUACGCUCCGGAGUUUUUGAACCGUAUUGACGAACUGGUUCUGUUUAACCGGUUGAAGCGCGAGGAUAUUCGUGCAAUUGCGGAUCUGCAACUACGUCAAGUGGACCAACUGCUGGAGGAGAAGGAACUGACGAUGAAGGUCGAUCCGGAAGCGGAGGACUGGCUGGCUGAAGCUGGAUACAGUCCACUAUACGGUGCACGUCCAUUGAAAAGACUGAUUCAACAGUAUCUGCUGAAUCCCAUGGCGGUCAAGCUGCUGGAAGGCGCUGCUGGUCCCGGUCAAGUCUUGCAUGUCAAGGCGAACCCCAAGUACGAAGAGGAACUGGUAAAAGACCCAAAAACAGCCACUCCGCUGCUCAUUUCUGUUGACUAA